CAAAACAGAUGAACAGUAACUUCACAUAGGGACAAUAAUGUAAUGGGGCUCAUCCUUUUUGUAGAAGAGUCGCACCAUCCGAUUGCUCUUUUCGUUUCGUUUUUUCAGAGGAAACUCUCGCUGUUUCCCAGAUGCCUCGUGCUUCGUCCAAGAAAGGCUCCUCCAGCUCCACCACUUCGGCAUCAACCAUGGAUCUCUUUCGCUCUGCUUCAGGUAAAGCAGCGAGUAAAGAGUUGGACCGAAUUGAUCAAUUGUUUUAUACAUAUGCUAAUAAUUUGUCUGGUUUAAUUGACCCCGAAGGAAUUGAGGCUCUAUGUUCGGACUUGGAAGUGAAACACACCGAUAUUCGCAUAUUAAUGCUGGCUUGGAAAAUGCAAUCAGAGAAACAAGGAUACUUUACUUUGGAUGAGUGGAGAAAAGGGCUAAAAUCAUUAAGAGCCGACACAUUGCAAAAAUUGAAGAAAGCUCUUCCGGAACUAGAGAAGGAAGUUAGAAGACCACCAAACUUCGUGGAUUUCUAUGCUUACGCAUUUCGGUAUUGCUUAACAGAGGAGAAACAGAAGAGUAUAGAUAUCGAAAGCAUCUGCGUACUGCUGGAUCUUGUGUUAGGCUCUCAAUUUCGGCUCCAAGUUGAUGAAUUCAUCCAGUAUUUAAAAAUCCAGAGCGAUUACAAGGUCAUCAAUAUGGAUCAAUGGAUGGGAUUUUACAGAUUUUGCUGCGAGAUAAGCUUUCCGGACUUGAGGAAUUAUGAUCCAGAGCUCGCUUGGCCUUUGGUCCUUGACAAUUUCGUCGACUGGAUGACAGAAAAGCACAGCUAGAUCAUAGUACCCUGGAUCUAUUAUGUUACAACGUGUUUGCUUUUGGUGUCUUUUUCGUCCCCAAAUAUGUUGGGAAUGAUGUUUCCUCUCAAAAAUAUGGAAGAAUGGACACCAAAAGCCCGGGCAUUGUACACAAACAAGUUAUGAUUCUGAUUGCCAACUUUAUUAUAUAAAAAAAAAUUGUAUGUGAACUAUAAGCUCUUGUUUACAAACUUCUCCUGUAUUAUUCACACCAUUAUUUUCAGUGAAAAUCCAUA
Cuscuta campestris is the source of this 1075-nucleotide messenger RNA. Lineage: Eukaryota; Viridiplantae; Streptophyta; Magnoliopsida; Solanales; Convolvulaceae. The record is from the annotation of a GenBank genome assembly.